AUGGUAAAUUGGCUCCACGAGCAGCAACUCCGGAAGCAAUACGCCUCGGGAUUUGACCCUUUCGAAGGCGUGGUGUUGAAAAAGGCACGGGGGAACUUCACAUGCUGUCCUAAGCAGUUGGCGAUAUUCCCUGAGGGGAUCUACGCUAUGGUUUCGCUGAUGAAUGUUCGGUGCGCGAUGACGGUUAACACACCCGUUGUGAGUGCCAUCUUGCGUAAUCUCAAAACCCACAAGGUUUGUUUUGUCCCUCUCUCAGAUGGGUUGCACGUGCAGGUUCUCAAGACAAUGAACGACCUACCAAGAUGUCAGUUACAUCAUUUUGCAGCCUUCAUCGAAGACACUGAGAUUCUGGUAGUUUGGGAUGACGAUCCGGAGCAGUUGCUCCAGCGCGCAGAGAAGCUUGAGGGCAAGCUUAUGGAACUGAUUUGGGAAGGUGAAAAUACAGAAGAGAGUGAGAGCACUAAAAAGAAGAGGGUAGCCCAGGAGGCUGUCCACGAGCUUGAUCCGAAUGCUCUGGAGAAAGCACUCUCCGAGGAGAAGCGGCCAGUACGGCUGGAGAGUGCCUCCAUGGUCGCUUGCACUCUCGCUCUCUGCCUUAGUUGUGUCGGGCUUGGAUUUCGAAACAUUGCGUUGGGAAUAGCUAUCGACGGUAAUUAUUCCGUCAUUGCCCUAAUUGCUGCCGUUCCAGCCCAGUUCUUCGUUAGUUUGUUCAUGUUCCAAGUUUUAGUCACCAAUUUGUUUCAGGUUUUCGGACCUAUCUCAGCGGUAGGCCAAAAUUCGAAAUACUACUCCGGGAAGCCUCCUAUCCGACUCGCUCGAACAACAGGACUUCCCCAUGUCACUAUUCAGAUGCCUGUUUAUAAAGAAGGACUAGACGCUGUCAUCCGGCCAACGGUCAUAUCCCUCAAGACUGCAAUCUCGACCUACGAAAUGCAAGGCGGAACUGCCAAUAUCUUCGUGAAUGAUGACGGGAUGCAGGUCAUUUCGGAGAAUCUGAAAGAGGCUCGCCGCGAUUUCUAUGAUGAGCAUAAUAUCGGAUGGGUUGCUCGGCCGAAAGACAAUCCCCAGGGCGAGAAUGGAUUACCUGGGUUCCGUCGACGCGGGAAAUUUAAGAAGGCUUCGAACAUGAACUAUGCGCUGCAUGUGUCGAACAGGGUUGAGGAAAAACUUCAGAAGAUAUCGCGGACACCUAGAUGGACGCAAGACGACGAAAAAAAAGAGUAUGCCGCUUGUCUGGCACAAGUACUUGAGGAAGAUGAAGGACGAACUGAGGCAGACGGUAAUAUCCGCAUCGGAGAUUACAUCUUGCUGAUUGACUCUGAUACGAGAGUACCGAGCGAUUGCUUGUUCGAUGCCGUAAGCGAGAUGGAGCAGUCGCCUAGCGUGGCACUCAUCCAGUUCAGCUCUGGUGUCAUGCAAGUUACUCGAUCAUACUUCGAGAAUGGAGUCACCUGGUUUACCAAUCUAAUAUAUUCAUGCAUCACCUUCGCAGUUGCGUCUGGGGACUCAUGCCCUUUCGUCGGCCAUAACGCUAUACUGAGAUGGUCUGCUAUUCAAGAUGCUGCGGCCUAUAUGGACGAAGAUGGCUACGAGAAAUUUUGGUCAGAGUAUCAUGUGUCCGAAGAUUUCGACAUGGCCUUACGCCUCCAAGUGGCAGGAUACUCCCUGAGAUAUGCUUCCUACACCGGGGAUGGAUUCAAGGAAGGCGUCAGCUUAACUGUGUACGACGAGUUGAAAAGAUGGGAGAAGUACGCAUAUGGUUGCAACGAACUCGUCUUCCAUCCUUUUCGGUUCUGGAUCACUAAAGGCCCGUUUACUAAACUCUUCAAGAAGUUCAUUUUCUCUUCUAUCCCUCUCCCAAAGAAGGUAACAAUCCUAGCAUAUAUCGGCACGUACUAUGCAAUUGCCUCUGCCUGGCUUAUAACACUGAUGAACUACUUUAUUACGGGUUGGUUUCAUGAACUUGCCGACAAGUACUAUCUUGACUCGUUCUCCAUCUACAUCGCGACCGUUUUUGUCUUUACAGGGUUCGGUAAUAUCGCUCUGGGUGUUUUGCGUUACCGGCUCAACCAGAAGGACCUACUCCAAGCAGUUUUCGAGAACUUCCAAUGGGUCCCUAUGUUUACUAUCUUUCUCGGUGGCAUCUCACUCCACCUCUCACAGGCGAUCCUGUCUCACUUCUUCGAGAUCGACAUAAACUGGGGUGCAACAUCAAAGGAGGUUGAGGAUGUCAAUUUCAGGAAGGAGAUCUUACGCAUAGUCAAAGAUUUCAAGUGGACGUUCUUUUUCUGCUUCUCAUGCACUGCGCUUAUUAUCAGCGGCUACUAUGCUUUUCCAUUGUUUUGGCGCAUCCAGGCCUUCUAUUGCAUAUACCCGCUUACUAUAGCUAUUAUCGGUCACUUUGCCUUACCAGUUUUCCUCAAUCCUGCGUUAAUGAAAUUUACUUGGUAG
This is a messenger RNA of Trichoderma asperellum CBS 433.97, 2451 nucleotides long. RefSeq lists its product as uncharacterized. Lineage: Eukaryota; Fungi; Ascomycota; Sordariomycetes; Hypocreales; Hypocreaceae. The record is from RefSeq and is a predicted model, not a curated record.